GGAGGCAGGGUACAGAUGGAGGCGGUGAUAAAGGAGCAAGGUCACGGAGAUAAGCGCGGAUAUAAGAGGCGAUUGCUCGACGACGGCGCACAUCAGUCGCCUGUUGCCUCGACCGCGGUCAGCAUCUCUCUCUCUCUCGCCAUGAUCUAUCUACUGCUCGCCGCACUCGUGGGUGCUGCCGCGGCGGCUCCGCUGGGAGGAGACCACAUUGUGGGUGGCGAGGAGUGCGUCCCGCACUCCCAGGCGUGGCAGGUCUCCCUCAACAUCGGCUACCACUUCUGUGGCGGUUCCCUCAUCAGCGACGAGUGGGUGGUGUCCGCCGCUCACUGCUACCAGACCGCAUCCCGUAUCUCCGUGCGCAUCGGCGAGCACAACAUCUUCGCUAGCGAGGGCACCGAACAGUGGAUCCAGGCCUCCAAGGCGAUCCGCCACCCGGGCUACGCCUCCAGCACCAUCGACAACGACAUCAUGCUGGUGAAGCUGGCCAAGCCGGCCACGCUCAACGCCUACGCGCAGCCCGUGGCGCUGCCCACCGCCUGCGCAGCCGUGGGCGUCAUGUGCACCAUCUCGGGCUGGGGCGAGACCGAGACCGCCAUAGGCAGCCCGGACGUGCUGAUGUGCGUGCAGGCGCCGGUGCUGAGCGUGGCGGACUGCGAGUCCGGCUACCCGGGAGACAUCACUGACAACAUGGUGUGCCUGGGGUACAUGGAGGGCGGCAAGGACUCGUGCCAGGGAGACUCUGGAGGCCCCGUGGUGUGCAACGGGCAGCUGCAGGGCAUCGUUUCGUGGGGACGCGGCUGUGCGGAACCCAACUACCCGGGCGUCUACACCAAGGUGUGCAACUACAACGCCUGGAUCGCCGAGACCAUGAGCGCCAACUAGGAACGCGAUCACCACAUGAGUACCAAACACACGGAUACCAUGAGUACCAUCUACACCGACAGCAUGGGUACUAACUACACGGACUUUUUAUUUGAGGCUGAGGUGACCGAGAGGUGCUCAUGGUGGCCGUGAGCGGGAAUCGAACUCGGCUCGACGGGUUCUUAGCGCAGCGCGCAAGCCCCCACCACACACACGUACACACACACAUGCGUGUAUACACACACGCGUACACACACGUACAUACACACGCUCACACGCACGGAAGCACACGUUGUGUCUCUGAGUUCACGUGGCCGCUGUUCACUUGACGAUAAUAAAAACCUGACAACCGC
Lethenteron reissneri (Far Eastern brook lamprey) is the source of this 1214-nucleotide messenger RNA. Its product is annotated as trypsin-2-like. Gene Ontology annotation, biological process: proteolysis. Gene Ontology annotation, molecular function: serine-type endopeptidase activity. Lineage: Eukaryota; Metazoa; Chordata; Hyperoartia; Petromyzontiformes; Petromyzontidae. The record is from RefSeq and is a predicted model, not a curated record.